GGGUGGGGUGUUAAAAAAAAAAAAAAGGACAUGGUCUCAGAACUCAAAUUAUUUAUAGACUAUUUAGGGAGAUAAACCACAUACAUGCUAAAAGCACUAAAGAAUGCCUACAGAUCAGGAUAUAGGGUACAAACAGGCACAUCGGUUAUCUCUGAAGGAAUUGUUUUAGCAUUUAUUGAGCACCACAUACACAUUUUUGAAUUACCAAAAUCCUGAAAGAAUGAGAAAAUUGAGGCUUAGAGAGACUGAGAAGUUUGCAAAACUGCAUACCACAAAUAAUUAGGAUAACUGGCCGAAUAAUUAGGAUAAUUGGCUGAAUAAUUGAAUGUGAAUAGAUCCACCAACAAUGGAUCAAUUAAUGUGAAUGAAUUUACCUACAGGUAAAGAAAAUAUGCCUCAAAUCGUGGGCUUUUUGGAGAACAUAUUUGGAAAACAUUCUUUGCUUGACAGAACACUUACAACCUUAGUAUAACAGACCUUAGAAAGAUUAAUUUCACCGAAUUGGAUUCCUAAGUUUUAGUGACACAAUAGUCGGGGAAAGCCAUUCAAAAUUUCUUUGUGUCUUUUACCAAUAUCAUUUGGUCUGCAGGAGGAACACACACAAAAAGUUGAUUUUCGAAAGAAAAACAAAGGAAGUGUUAGUCCUCUGAAAGGCAGCUUCGAACAAAUUUCAGCAAGGUAGUGAAACAAGGGGUCUUUGCACUGACGUCCGUUAGAGAGUUGUGGAAACCAAGAAGGAUGGAGUAUUUCACAAGGGAGGGCGGGAAGUAUUCAAAUGAUGGACAGAAAAGAACACUGAAAAGUGAUCUUUUCAGUGGUCAGACUAGGCAGGGACAGCGCACCGGAGAAUGGAAAGAGCAGCAGGAAGGUAGUGAGUGCAGGAUGGAGGGCGAAAUCAAGGUGCCCAGAGGAGAGCCCGCGGGGAGCAGCCCACCACUCGGGUCCACGCCGCCGAGCCCGGCCUGGUGAGGUCACAGGCCCUUAUGAGGUGGGGUAGGGCGUUGGGGCCGCAGUGCUGCCCAGUCAGCGCGGAGGCUGCGGCGAGCUCAGCCGCUCCCCGCGGCCUCCGGAGCCUCUGGGCCGUGGCGGAGGCGGUGGUAGCGGCAGCAGCGGAAGCCUGGGUCCCGCACUCCAUCGGCGCCCCGGGCCUGGUGGGCGGAGCGUCGGUCUCAGUCAGGAAAUCCUUUUGUGCUAUUGGUCAUUCAUACUUGUUCAUCAAGGCCAUUGAGUCCUCAAGGGCAGAAUUUACUGCUAAACUGAAAAAUGGAAACUAAAGUACCUUUAUUCUGCCAGGCAGAAGAAAAUAUCAGUUUUUCAGAUCAUGGCUGUAAUUCAUUUGUAACCAACCUGUCAUCAAGACGUACUGAUAACAAGAAAGACGUCAAAUUUUCUAAAGCAACGCAGAAGAGAAUUUCACAUGAAAUUAGGGAUUUGAGACUAGAACACAAAAAAAUGAAUGCAACAUCAGUAUUCCUGUGUGGAGAAGAAAAAUUCUCUGAUUUUUCAGGAGAAGAAAAUGUCAAGAGAGAGAAAACUUUACAAGGACAAUUGCAUACUAAAAGGACUGAGAUCGCCUCUUCCUCAGUGAAGCUGUCAAAGGAGAAGAUGACUAGGAAAGAAAACUCUUUAUUCAAGUUGCCGAAUCAGUACAGCAUUCAGAAGAUUUUACCACCCCUUUGUACAUCUUCCUCAAUUAUUCGGAAAAGGGAAAUGAUUUCUAGCCUCUACAAGACAUUAUAUAAUGAAGUACCUCAAAGAAACUUAUACUCACAAGAAUUAAAUGCACUUCAGAAGGCCUGUAAAAUUUUCAGCAAAAUUCAGAGUGGUAAGAUUUAUGUGAAUGAUCUGCCAACGAUCCAUCACACGUUGAAGAUUUUUAUAAGUGACUCAGAAAUGCAAAAAGCUCUAAAGACUAUAGAUAUUGAUGUUAAUGGAAUGCUGGACUUUUCAGAUUUCCUUAAGGCUGUGAACAAUGUUUGUUAUUUGGUCUCUCAGGAUCCAGCAUUCCAGAAUGCCUUGAAGAUUUUCUGUAGGAUAAAAAGUGGUCGAGUUGCCACUGAUGAACUGGCUGCUGUUUUGGAUAGCAUGGAUAUCCCUGUAAUCCCUGAAACUUUUCAGGAAGUGAUAAAGCAUGCUACUAUAGACAGUAACCACAGGGUGGAUAUUAGAGAUAUUAUAUUUACUUUGGAUGAACUACAGCACCAGUAUGAGGGUUUUUCAAUUAUGGAAUGGUCAGCCUUGGAUGAAUCUACUUCUAACAGAAAGUUAUCAAAUAUUUCAGAAUGCUAUCUACAGUAUAGGAAGAAAAGUGCUUUAUCUUCCAGACUAUUUGAACCAUCAUUAUUCCCGAAGUUAAAUGGAAAAAAUCUCCAAUAUCAUAAAAUUAUGGAGGAUAAUGAUUACCUUGAAUAUAAAAGAUCAAAAAAUCCUUUGCAAAUAAAAAAAUUCCCAAGUGGGAUUAAUAGCAGCAAUAUAGGAUUCCAGGAACUAUAUUCAAAGGAUGGCAUAAACUUUAAGAAACAUUCAGAGAAGAUUGAAAUUCAUGACUCAAAGUCUAUACCACAUAACCUGAAGAGGAUUACAAGCCUCAAAAAGUCUCUGGAUAAAAGUGAUAUAUUUAGGAUCCCCAGACUUCAGAAGCCAGAUGUGAGAAGGCAUUCUAGCCCCCUAAAACAGGUUUCAUCAAAGGAAAAAACUGCAAUGAAUGCUCUGGAAAACAUCUGUGAAGCUAUCCAUAAACUCCAAGAGAAUUACAUUGCUGCAGAAGAACUUCAGUCCAUUUUGCCUUCACUAGGAAUUACUUUAUCAGACAAAGAGCUCAAGAAGAUUGUGACAGAUACUACUCAGAAUGAAAGUGGAAUGGUGAACUUAGAUGACUUUAUGAAUGCUCUCUCCAUGGAGCAAAGUCCUCCUGAAUAUGAUGAGUUGACUGAUGUCAUUAAAGCUAUUGAUAAAAUUAAAGAUGAAAAUAUGGAUUUGGAGGAUCUGAAUACUUGUCUUCAGGAUUUUGGAGUUUACCUUUCUAAGCCAGAAUUUGAGAAGAUCACAGAGUUGACUGAAGCUAAUGAAACAAAAAAGGCAAAUUUUAAGGAAUUUGUUGAUACAAUGUUGACCAAUACGGAACGCUUCUCUGAAAAAUUAUUAUUGCCUGAUACUCUUGAAAACCUCCACAAUUUAAGCAAAGAGAAGAUGAAUGUUUCUCACCUGUGGAACACUCUCUCUGGGAUGAAUAGUAACUUGAAAAUAAAAGAAUUCCAAAGUGCACUGAAAUUAGCAACAGUUGAUGAAGGUGAUGAAGUGCAAAUAGAAGAAUUUGGAAAAGUGGUAAAGGAUAUGCGUGAUGCCUCCAGGUUAAAAGAGUUACAGAACAUUGUUUUAGCCCUUGAUGCGCUUGAAGGUGACAUGAUACCUGGGAAGAACUUGGAGAGCUUUCUAGGAAAUAUUGGGAUUAAGUCACCUGAAGAGGAGGUAGAGAAAAUUCUUAAAUCAGAUUUUGUUUCUGAUGAAAACAUGGUGAAUGUUAAAGAUUGUAUGAAGGCUUUGAAGGACAACCAGAAAUUUUCCAAUUUUAUUGCAUUGAAUGAUACCAUCAAUACAUUGGACUCUAUGGAAGAAAGUGAUCAGUCUGAUAAGGACAAAUAUGCAGAUGUACCUGGAAAUAUCAGUGGAAUUUAUUUCACUGAUAAUAGUCUUCAAAAAAUACUGGAUGAGUCCAUUGUUGAGGAUUUUAAGAAAGAGGCUUUGUCUUCAAAUCUGAGACUACCAAAAGCAGAUGAGAUUGAAGAAGUUACUCAUAUCUUGUCCAGUGUUGAUAAUGGCAAGAUUGAUAUACCUAGCUUGGAGCAUGCCCUGGAAAGUUUGAAUGUCAGUUUGACUGAGGAGGAUAUCAGUGAAGCCCUCCAGCGUUGCGACAUCAAUGAUAAUAAUGAAGUAAAUUUAAAAGAUUUCUUUGAAAGAAUUAAAGAAAGUCCGUCUUUCAAAGAGUCCAUAGCUACACAGCUACUCUUAGCUACUACCCAAAUUCUCCAGAAUGAUCUAAUUGAUGCCUCUGACCUUGAAGAAUUUUUGAUAAACAAUGACUUUCAUGCAGCUAAUGUUUUACUUAAUGAAGUAUUAAGACAUGAACCUGAACAUGAAAAUGGCAAGAUUACCAUUCAAGAAUUUUUAACUAAGUUCUGCAAUACAUUAAGAGUUCCUAAAGACACAGGAGAUAAAAACCAAUUUUACAACAUCAACAUUCACAAAAAUGAACUUACAGCUAUUCCUGACCUUAAGCAAAAUUUAAAUCCCAUUGGAAUCUAUCUAACAGAUGAUAAAAUAAAGGAGGCUUUGGAUAAUACUAAUCCUAAUGAUGAAGUGGUGAACUUUAAGGAUUUUAUCAGAACACUGACCAAAACUGAUGAAUUUAUCGAGUGCCAAAAAAUAGAAGAUGCAUCCAACAUUGUUAAUAGUGUCUUCGAUGGGAAAGUUGAACUUAAAGACCUUUUAUCUGCCUUGGAGAACCUGGAGAAACCUUUAAGUGAAGAAAAACCUGAGGCGUCACUGAACUCUGCAACAGAUGAAAAUAACAAGAUCGUAAAAGAUAUUAUUGAUGUUUUCACUAAUUCAUCUAAACCAUCAACACCAUUCAACAAUUUAUUUAAAGAGAUUACAACUCUUGAUAAGAUCAGAAAUGAUAAGAUGCCUGCAAAUGAACUGAGCUUCCAACUCUUGAGUGCUGGAAUUCCACUGACCAAUAAGACAUUCCAGGAGAUUCUGGGUCAGGCAUCUACUGAUGAAAAUAGUGAAGUAAGUCUCAAACAAAUUUUGGACUCUUUGAACACAAAUAAGCCAGUUCCUCAAUUUGAAGAUUUAUCUACUGCCCUCCAGACUGUCAACUUGAUGGACUCCAACAAAAUUCAAAUUAAUAACUUGCAAGAUGCUUUUGAUGACCUCAAUGUUUCUGUAAAGCCUGAAGAACACCAGAUGUUAGAGAAAACGCUUGAUGUUGAUGAAAAGGGAGAGGUUUCCCUAAAGACUGCCCUUUUGGCACUGAAGAGCAAUAAGCGUUUGCAAGAUUUUAGAGAGGUUAAGGAACUUGCAAAUGCCUUAAACAAAGUCACCAAUGAAAAAGUUGAUGUUGAUGAAGUAAAAUCUAUACUGAAAGGCCUGGGGAUUUAUUGCCCAAAGGAAGAAUUACAGGAGGUACUUACAUCUAUUCCUCUUGAUAAUGAGGGGAAAGUGGACUUAAAAGAUUGUCUGACCCAGUUAAAGAAAAUGCCAUAUUUUACAAAAGGUUCAAAAAAAGAAGGCCCCCUGAAAACUCUGGCUGCCAUUAGGAAAAAUAUGGUCACUCCUGAAGAACUAGGCUCCAUUAUGAAAAAUAUAGGAGUUCCAUUACCUGAAGAUGUGCUUGAAAGAUUACUACAGAAUAUGACUCUCACAGAGGAUGGGAAAGUGAAUUUACAAGAGUUUAUGAGCAAUUUAAUCAAUUCAGGAUUUUCACCUCUACCUGAAAGAAGUAGGGUUGAUAACAGCAACCUAGAUACUUUUCCAGGAAACAUGAGGAUGGAGAUGUCAGGAGAAACAGUAGCUAUCAGAGACCUGAAUGAGGUACUAAGGAACAUGGGCAUUGAACUCACCAAAGAAGAAGAUGGAGAGCUAAGAAAAAAACUUCCAGUUGAUGCUAAAGGGGAUACUGAUCUGAAAACACUGGUGGAUACAGUACAAGAUAUUAGAGGAGAAGCUGACUUCAGUGAGCUGGAUAAUGUCCUGCGAAAAAUGGGUAUAAAGCCCUCACCUAAAGGACACUUGCAGCCAGAGAAGUCACUUCCAGUUAAUGCUAGUAGAAAUAUGUAUAAGAAUAAGUUGCUGACUUCUCCAGAAGAUAUAAAAGGAUUGCAAGUUGAUGACCAUGACCUUGACUCUAUUCUUGAAAACAUGGCAGUCAGUCUUCCAGCUGAGGAACUUAAUGAUCUUACUCUAACUCCACCAGUUGAUGCGAAUGGGAAGUUUGGUAUCAAUAACUUAACAGAUGGAAUGGAUGGAGUAAAAGCUAUUACAGGAAAGGUUGAUAUAAAUGACAUGAAAAAAGUUCCAGGAAACAUGGGGAGAGAACUCAAAGAUAAUAAAUAUGAGGCGUUGGUGAAUAAUCUGCCAAUCGAUGGAGGGAAGGUUAAUGUGAGUAAUUUGGACAGCAUUCUGGGGGACAUGAGGAUUAAGCUCCCACAAAAGGAAUGGGAAAAACUGACAGAAAACCUGCUACUUAAUGCUAAUGGGAAGGUUGAACUCGGCACACUGAUGGAUGCAGUGACCAAUGUUACAGGAGGAGAAGUUAACGUCAGCGAUAUUGAAAGUAUUCUGGAAAAAACUGGGAUAGAGCUCACAGAUAAGGAGUGCUUAGAACUAAAGAAGUAUCUGCCAGUUGAUGCUGUUGGAAAGGUGUACCAAAAUAGGGUGAUGGAUGGUUUGAAAACUCUUAAAGGAGGGAUUGUUGAUGUCGCCAAAUUAGACACUGCUUUGCAAAGCAUGGGAAUGAAACUCACAGGAAUGGAAAGUAAUGAUUUGAUAAAGAACCUACCUGUUGAUGAUAAUGGGAAGAUUAAAAUGAAAAAAUUAAUGGAUGCAUUGAAUGCUUUUUCUGGAAAAAAGAUUGAUGCCAAUGACCUACUAGAAGUUCUGGGAAACAUGGGGAUCGAGCUCACCGAGGAGGAAUUUUUGAAGCUGAAACAAAUUGUGCCAAUUGACGCUGCUGGAAAGGUGUAUCAGAAAAGAUUGUUGGAGGGGGUGAAGUCAUUAAAAGAAGGAAUGGUUAAAGCCAAUAACCUAGACAAUGUUCUGGAAAACCUGGGAAUUGAACUCACAGAAAUGGAACAUGAAGAUCUGACAGAAUAUUUGCCACCUGACGCAAAUGGGAAGAUUGGUCUCAAAAAUGUGAUAGAAGCAGUAGAAGCUGUUACAGGAGGAGAGGUUGAUGUUAGUGAUGUGGGAAAUGUCCUGGAAGACAUGGGAGUAACCGUCACAGAUAAGGAAUGUGGAGAGCUGGUAAAGAAUCUGCCAGUUAAUGCUAAUGGGAAAGUCUACAAGAAUAGGUUGCUGGAUGGUUUGAAGUCUCUUCAUGGAAAACAGAUUGAUGCCAAUGAUCUGCUAGAAGUUCUUGGAAACAUGGGGAUCGAGCUCACUGAGGAGGAAUUUGUGAAACUGAAACAAACUGUGCCAAUUGAUGCUGCUGGAAAGGUGUAUCAGAAAAGAUUGUUGGAUGGGGUAAAGUCAUUAAAAGGAGGAAUGGUUAAAGCCAAUAACCUAGAUAAUGUGCUGGAAAACCUGGGAAUUGAACUCACAGAAAAGGAACGUGAAGAUCUGACAGAAUAUUUGCCACCUGACGCAAAUGGGAAGAUUGGUUUCAAAAACGUGAUGGAAGCAGUGGAAACUGUUACAGGAGGAGAGGUUGAUGUCAGUGAUGUGGGAAAUGUCCUGGAAGACAUGGGAGUAACCGUCACAGAUAAGGAAUGUGGAGAGCUGGUAAAGAAUCUGCCAGUUAAUGCUGAUGGGAAAGUCUACAAGAAUAGGUUGCUGGAUGGCUUGAAGUCUCUUCAUGGAGGAGUUGUUAAUGUCAAUAAGCUCGAUUCGGUUUUGAGAACCAUGGGAUGGAAACUCACAGAAGAUGAAAUUAAGGAUCUCAAAUGCAAUCUACCCACUGAUGUAUAUGGGAGAGUUGCAAUGAAAAAGUUGUUUGAUGGAUUAAAAGCUACUAAAGGAAAAAAGAUGAAUGUGCAUCAUGUACCAGAUUUUGUAAGCAAUUUGGGUGUUGAGCUAACAGAUAAAGAAAAUAAGAGGCUGCUGAAGAAGCUUCCAGUUGAUGCUUCUGGGAAGUUCUCUCAAAAUAGAUUGUUGGAUAAUCAGAAGUCUUUCACAGGAAAAAAGAUUGAUGCCAAUAAUAUGCUAGAAGUUCUUGGAAAUAUGGGGAUCGAGCUCACUGAGGAGGAAUUUGUGAAGCUGAAAAAAAUUGUGCCAAUUGAUGCUGCUGGAAAGGUGUAUCAGAAAAGAUUGUUGGAUGGGGUGAAGUUAUUAAAAGGAGGAAUGGUUAAAGCCAAUAACCUAGACAAUGUGCUGGAAAACCUGGGAAUUGAACUCAUGGAAAAGGAACAUGAAGAUCUGACAGAAUAUUUGCCACCUGAUGGCCAAGUUGCACUUUCCUAAAAAGCCUCAGGUGGCUACAACUCAG
Messenger RNA from Mustela erminea (ermine), 8203 nucleotides. It is a transcript of the gene EFCAB13, whose product is annotated as EF-hand calcium binding domain 13. The record is from RefSeq and is a predicted model, not a curated record. The transcript is spliced from 71 exons. Gene Ontology annotation, molecular function: calcium ion binding. NCBI's taxonomy places the organism in Eukaryota, Metazoa, Chordata, Mammalia, Carnivora, Mustelidae. Bases 1264 to 8178 code for a protein of 2304 amino acids.